Messenger RNA from Diaporthe batatas, 1302 nucleotides. RefSeq lists its product as uncharacterized. The coding region runs from base 145 to 1146 and encodes 333 amino acids. NCBI's taxonomy places the organism in Eukaryota, Fungi, Ascomycota, Sordariomycetes, Diaporthales, Diaporthaceae. The record is from RefSeq and is a predicted model, not a curated record. Gene Ontology annotation, molecular function: palmitoyl hydrolase activity; thiolester hydrolase activity. Gene Ontology annotation, cellular component: lysosome. The transcript has 2 exons.
UGGUACUGUACUCGGGACGGGAGCACUACGCUUAUUAGGCGAUCGAUCCAGCUGCUUCCUUUCUCCAUCUCGAAAGUUGAUCACACUGCUUACCACAACAGCAAAUCCAGCCCUGGUACCACCCCUUAGGCUGCGCCCGCAACAAUGCUUUCAAGAUACUUAUUGACCCUUGGGGCGCUGGUCGCCCAUUCCGUUGCUCUGCCCAGCUUCCAGCGACCCCUGGCAACAGCGGCCGACAACGACCAUGAUGACGACGACGACGACACCCCGUUGCCACUGAUCGUCUGGCACGGCCUGGGCGACUCGUACGGAAACAAGGGCCUGCAGGAGGUCGCUGCCCUCGCCGAGGAGGUCAACCCUGGCACGCUUGUCUACUUCGUCAAGCAGGGCUCCGACGCCAACGCCGACCAGCGAGCCACCUUCUUUGGCAACCUGAACGACCAGGUCGAUAAGCUCUGCAGCGACCUGGCCGCCGACCCCAUCAUCUCCACCGCGCCCGCCGUUGACGCCCUAGGGUUCUCGCAGGGUGGCCAAUUCCUGCGUGCCUUUGUCGAGCGGUGCAACUUCCCCCCCGUCCGCUCGCUCGUCACCUUCGGCAGCCAGCACAAUGGCAUCACCGAGUUCAACGAGUGCUCGCCCACCAACUUCCUGUGCAAGGGCGCCAUGGCCCUGCUGAGGGGCAACGUCUGGUCGUCGUACGUCCAGCACAACCUCGUCCCCGCUCAGUACUACCGGCCCACCGGCAGCGAGGCCGACUACCAGAGCUACCUCGAGAACUCCAACUUCCUGGCCGACAUCAACAACGAGGGCCGCGAGAAGGACCUGGCCUACAAGAGGAACCUGGCGAGGCUCGAGAACCUCGUCCUCUACAUGUUCGAGGAGGACAAGACCGUCAUCCCUAAGGAGACCAGUUGGUUCUCCGAGGUGAACGGUUCCGAGAUCAUACCGCUCCGCGCCCGCCGAAUAUACGAGGAGGACUGGAUCGGCCUCAAGGAGCUCGACCGCAACGGCGGGCUGAAGUUCCGCGUCGCCCCCGGUGAGCACAUGCAGCUCGAGGCUGAGCUGCUUAACAGCACAUUCAGGGAGUUUUAUGGGCCUUAUAAGAAGACCUUUUCCCGGGAUGUCGUGAUUGAGGACGAGCUUUGAAGACGGGAUUGUUAUUGGCUUCUUGGGUCGUUUUGGCUGCUUUUCGGGUUUCCGCUGUAGCGGGUUAGUUUAGGAUGGGUUUUGGCGUUCUUAGCUGUGCAUUUGUUUAGCCUUCCGUACCUAUCGUAGGCAUGUCAGAAUUGACAAGAUACAAAA